Culex pipiens pallens (northern house mosquito) is the source of this 826-nucleotide messenger RNA. Its product is annotated as protein D3-like. The coding region runs from base 61 to 699 and encodes 212 amino acids. The record is from RefSeq and is a predicted model, not a curated record. NCBI's taxonomy places the organism in Eukaryota, Metazoa, Arthropoda, Insecta, Diptera, Culicidae. The transcript has a single exon.
CCGGUUCCGCGCGGCCGCCCGGCCUAAUCAGAUCCAUUUUGCAUUUAGCCCCACACGACGAUGUCAAUAAUUGGCCGGCUGCAAUCGUGCUCGACGCUCGUCACCCGCUCGCUGCUCCCGCAAGUUUCGAUCCGUUUGUUUGCUUCCGGCGUUGCCAAGGCCAUGGAAAAGCACCAGGUUGUUCCGGACGUGAUUCCGGUGGCCCCGGCCGAGCUGGCCAAGGUGAGUUACGCAAGCGGUGUCUCGGUCAACGAGGGCAACGAGUUGACUCCGACUCAGGUUAAGGAAAUGCCGAAGGUAGAGUGGAACGCGGACGGUUCCGCGCUGUACACGCUGUGUAUGACCGAUCCGGACGCGCCCAGCCGGAAGGAACCGACGUACCGCGAGUGGCACCACUGGCUGGUGGGAAACAUUCCGGGGGCGGACGUCGCGAAGGGAGAGACGCUUUCGGAGUAUGUUGGAUCUGGCCCGCCGGAGGGAACCGGACUGCACCGUUACGUGUUUCUGGUGUACAAGCAGAACGGCAAGCUGAGUUUCGACGAGCCACGGCUGACGAAUCGUAGUGGAGAUAACCGGGGUGGAUUCUCCAUUGCCAAGUUUGCCGAAAAGUACAAGCUGGGAAAUCCCGUCGCGGGUAACUUUUACCAGGCCCAGUGGGACGAUUAUGUCCCCAUCCUGUACAAGCAGCUGGGAGCGUAGGAGGGCGGGAGGAAUCUGUGUCGAUUCGUCGGAGAUGCGGCUUUGAAAGCGAAAAUUGGUUAUCUGUUUUUUGUAGAAUGUGCUAGAAGCAUUUAAAAAUGAAAAAUAAAUUGGUAUGAUAAUGUGA